AUGACGGCUCGCAACACCUCCACGCCCCUCCCCCUCUCCUCCAUCCUCCCACCCCUCAUCUUCGGCACGGCCACCUUCAACUACCAAUACAACCCCGACCCCUACGAACUCGACACCACCGGGCUGGUGCACAAAGCGCUGGAACACGGCAUCCGCGCCUUCGACACCUCGCCCUACUACGGCCCCUCAGAAGAAAUCCUAGGCCAAGCGCUCGACACGGAAUUUGUGCGCGCCAACUUCCCGCGCGACGACUUCUUCCUCAUCACAAAGUGCGGCCGCAUCGCCGCGGAUGAAUUCGACUUUUCCAAGCAGUCCGUCUACCAGAGCGUGCAGCGGAGUUUGCAGCGCCUGCGCACCAAGCACCUCGAUCUCGUGUACUGCCAUGAUGUCGAGUUUGUGCCGGAGGAGGAGGUGAUGGAGGCUAUUCGCGAACUGCGCCGCAUACGAGACGAGGAGGGCACGAUCAAGUACGUGGGCAUUUCGGGGUAUCCCGUCGCGGGGCUGUGUUCGUUGGCGCACCGGGUGUUGCGUGAGACGGGCGAGCCGCUGGAUGCGGUCAUGUCGUAUGCGAAUUUCACGCUGCAGAAUACGUUACUGGCGGACAAGGGGAUUGAAGAGUUGCAGGCGGCGGGGGUGGAUGUGGUGCUUAAUGGCUCGCCGCUGGGCAUGGGGCUGUUGCGGAGGGAGGGGGUGCCUGUGGGAUCGAUGGGGAAUUGGCAUCCGGCGAGCAAUGACUUACGAGCCGCAGUGCGACGAGCGAGCGACUUUUGCGAUCGGCACGACGAGAAGCUGGAAGUCAUUUCCAUUCGGUAUGCACUAGAGAGCUGGCUGACGGCCGGCGCAUCAGUGGGGUCAAGAGGAGACCCGGCGUCUGGAGUGCCGUGGACGCGGGAGUCCAACGAACAAGUUGGAGGAAAGCGGCUGGGAGUGAGCGUGAUGGGCGUGAGCAAGAUGAAGGAGCUGGAGAAGACGAUGCAAGUAUGGCGCAGUAUUCUCGACGGCAUGGAAGGCGGAGCGGAGACGGCGAGAAAGGCGGGUCGAUGGAGUCGAGAUCACGAGUGGAGUCUGAACCGCCAGCGCGCCGUGCAGAUUCUUGCAGACGGCAUUCGAGAGCAUCUCGAUGAAUACCUGGAUUACACGUGGGAGUCGCCGCCGCCGGGCUUCGUCAACAUGAGGGGAGUCCAAGGCGGCCAGCAGCAGCAGCAAUUAUGGAUGACGCCGGAGGGCAGUCCGCAGCCUGAAGAGCAGCCGGUGGCGGCGUUGCCGUUGCGGUGA
Messenger RNA from Neohortaea acidophila, 1275 nucleotides. RefSeq names its product Aldo/keto reductase family-domain-containing protein. The transcript is spliced from 2 exons. Bases 1 to 1275 code for a protein of 424 amino acids. Gene Ontology annotation, cellular component: cytosol. Gene Ontology annotation, molecular function: D-arabinose 1-dehydrogenase [NAD(P)+] activity. Gene Ontology annotation, biological process: dehydro-D-arabinono-1,4-lactone biosynthetic process. The record is from RefSeq and is a predicted model, not a curated record. Lineage: Eukaryota; Fungi; Ascomycota; Dothideomycetes; Mycosphaerellales; Teratosphaeriaceae.